AUGUCGGCCUGCAGCAAAAUCCGCCACAUCGUCCGGAUCCGGCAGAUGCUCCGGCGGUGGCGGAAGAAGGCGGCGACGUCGGCUCGCCAGGCCCCUGCCGACGUGCCAGCUGGGCACGUGGCUGUAGCCGUGGGCUCGGGCCGCNGGCGGUUCGUCAUCCGAGCCGCCUACCUGAACCACCCUCUGUUCAGGAAGCUCCUGGUUCGGGCCGAAGAGGAGUACGGGUUCGGUAAUCCGGGCCCACUGGCCCUCCCUUGCGACGAGUCCCUGUUUGAGGAUAUCCUGAGGUACGUGGCCCGAACAGAGUCGGAUACGCACUGCCCGGCCCGGUUCAUGAGCUUCGAGGAUUUCCAGAGAUACUGCCGCGUGGAAUUUAGGAGUAAUUUAGAGUUUUGGGCCGAAUCUCGGCCCCUUCUUCAAGGUGGGCCUGAUAGGCCCAUUUUGUGA
Molecule: messenger RNA, 447 nt
Organism: Striga hermonthica
Lineage: Eukaryota; Viridiplantae; Streptophyta; Magnoliopsida; Lamiales; Orobanchaceae
Source: the annotation of a GenBank genome assembly